Messenger RNA from Pogona vitticeps (central bearded dragon), 3549 nucleotides. It is a transcript of the gene DAB1, whose product is annotated as DAB adaptor protein 1. Gene Ontology annotation, cellular component: cytoplasm; intracellular membrane-bounded organelle. NCBI's taxonomy places the organism in Eukaryota, Metazoa, Chordata, Lepidosauria, Squamata, Agamidae. Gene Ontology annotation, biological process: neuron migration. The record is from RefSeq and is a predicted model, not a curated record.
UGAACUGAAACUGCUGAGGAUUUUCUCACUAGGAUACCCAUUUCCAAGAGCUUCUCUCUGAGGAUCUACUGAUUAUGCCCAUUGAUGGGCUGACUGGUGCACCUACAGACACACACACACACAGAGGGGGUUACCUCCAGAAGAAAAUAAAAGAACUGACCAUAUUGUUUUAGGAACAAAAGAAGGGGGGACAUCUUUCCCUCUGCAACAAGAGGAUGAGUAAGAGGCUGAUGAAGAAACAACCUUGUUUGAAGAAUAUAAAUACUUCUCAAGACAUUCUAGAUACGGAUGUCAAAGGACUUUCCUCAUCACAUUGUAACUGAUGUUCUGGUUGAUCCUGGGCUGGAUUCUUAGAAUUUGGAAGAACUGUGACUGUUUAGUCACAUUGACUGUGGUAACUGGCCUUGCAUGGAAUUGCAGCAGCUACAGAAGUCCAAAAGGGUGAAUGAAAUGAACCACCAGGAUUCUAGUAUCUGAAAAGGUUGUUAUUCUCUUGGAGAGUUGUUCUAAAUGAGCGUGGCCGAGAUACUGGAUCUGUGUGAAGAGGACUAAGGAUACAAUAGGAUGUCAACUGAGACAGAACUUCAAGUGGCUGUUAAAACCAGCACAAAGAAAGAUUCUAAGAAGAAAGGUCAGGAUCGUAGUGAAGCCACUUUGAUAAAAAGGUUUAAAGGGGACGGUGUUCGAUAUAAAGCAAAACUCAUUGGGAUAGACGAAGUUUCUGCAGCACGAGGCGACAAGUUAUGUCAAGAUUCCAUGAUGAAAUUAAAGGGAAUAGUUGCCUCUGCUCGUUCCAAAGGAGAACACAAGCAGAAAAUAUUUCUCACCGUCUCUUUUGGAGGAAUCAAAAUCUUUGAUGAGAAGACAGGAUUACUACAGCACCAUCAUGCAGUUCAUGAAAUUUCAUACAUUGCAAAGGAUAUCACAGACCAUCGGGCCUUUGGAUAUGUGUGUGGAAAGGAAGGGAAUCAUAGAUUUGUGGCAAUAAAAACAGCCCAGGCAGCAGAGCCUGUAAUUCUGGAUUUGCGAGACCUCUUUCAACUCAUUUAUGAGCUGAAGCAAAGGGAAGAACUGGAGAAGAAGGCACAGAAAGAUAAACAGUGUGAACAAGCAGUUUAUCAGACAAUUUUGGAAGAAGAUGUAGAAGAUCCUGUUUACCAGUACAUUGUGUUUGAGGCUGGACAUGAGCCAAUCCGUGAGCCUGAAACAGAAGAAAACAUUUAUCAGGUUCCUACUAGCCAAAAGAAGGAAGGUGUUUAUGAUGUGCCAAAAAGUCAACCUGUAAGUCUGGAGAAUGGAAGCCUAUUGUUGGACAUAGAUGAAAAUCUUGAUAAAGUCAAUCAGGCUGUUCCCCAACUAGAGCUAUUUGGGGACAUGUCCACUCCUCCUGAUGUAACCUCUCCCCCUACCCCUGCAACUCCAGGUGAUGCCUUUAUCCCAUCUUCAUCCCAAUCACUUCCUGCUGGUGCAGAGGUAUUUAGUUCUGUACCUUACAGCACUGCUGCUGUACCCUCAGGUUAUGUUGCAAUGGGAGCUGUCCUGCCCUCCUUCUGGGGACAACAACCACUUGUUCAACAACAACUGGCCAUGGGUGCUCAGCCUCCAGUUGCUCAGGUGAUGCAGGCAGGACAGUCAAUUGCAUGGGGACAACCAGGGAUAUUUUCUCCCACCCAGCAACCAUGGCCAUCUGUAGCUGGUCAGUUUCCGCCUGCUGCUGCCUUCAUGCCAACACAAACUGUUUUGCCUUUACAAGCAGCCAUGUUUCAAGGUACCGUUGCUCCCAUUGCUACUGUUCCACCUACAAGCGGUUCCACCCGGUCAAGUCCACAGACAGAUAGGCCUAGGCAGCAAGCAGGAAAAGAAAUGUUUAAAGAUUUCCAGAUGGCUCAGCCUCCGCCAGUGCCAUCACGAAAACCAGAUCAGCCUUCCCUCAGUUGUACCUCAGAGGCCUUCUCCAGUUACUUUAACAAAGUUGGGAUGGCGCAGGAAGCAGAUGAUUGUGAUGACUUUGACAUCUCUCAGUUAAAUUUGACUCCUGUGACUUCUACAACACCAUCGACGAAUUCACCUCCAACUCCUGCUCCUAGACAAAGUUCUCCAUCUAAAUCCUCAGCAUCUCAUACCAGUGAUCCUGCUGCAGACGACCUAUUUGAAGAGGGCUUUGAGAGUCCAAGCAAAAGCGAAGAACAGGAAGCGCCUGAUGGAUCUCAGGCCUCAUCCAACAGUGAUCCAUUUGGCGAGACCAUUGGUGAUACUGUAAGUCCGCAGGGCGAUAGCUAGAUAGCGCAGGUUGGGGAGAGAGAACCGCUCUAUGCCCAGAUCAACAGACCUAAGAAAUAGCGUUGACCCACACGCUUGUGGUGCUUCAGGACUUAAAAGGAAAACUACAGCCUUGACAGGCCUUUGGCUCCCAUGUUUUCUUUUUUUUUAAUUCCAUCUGAUCAAAAAUAAUUACUUCACUGGACUAGUUCAGCAAGCAAGACUUUUUGGCAACCAGUGGCAAUUUUCUAUGGCAGAACAUUACUUUUUUAAAAAAACAAAGAAAAAAACUUUCUGUCCAAGCAAAACCAUUGACCUCUUACAAGUUUCAACAAUCAGAGCAUAUUUUUUUCCUCCUCGUCAGCCUUGCCAUUACUAAAGCACUGCAUAAUGAAAGUAGGCAAUUCAAAUCUCCUAGAUCAUAACUAUUUCUUCAGUGACCUAGAGAACACUGAGAAGGCAAACACCCCAUUAUGUCAACAGCUGUAGAGUUAUGUGGAUGCACAUUUUGAUUAUAUGGUGACUUUAAAAACACCAUCACAGACUAAUCUUGUUGUAUUUUCCCCCCCUUUAAACCACUCCAUUAUAGCAUAUAUGAAAGGGGGAAAGUGUUUCUUUUUUCUUUUCUUUUUUCUUUUCCUUAAAAAUUGAUGACAGACUCUAGCAGCAAAAUGCCUCCUGUGACAAUAAUUCUUAACUUGAAACCAUGGAAUGGCAUUCUGCUGAUUAUCCAUCUUGAUUGGAAAAUGUUGCCAAAUGGACCUUUUAAUUUCCAGUACAUCAAAGAGAUGAAAUGCUGCUUUUCUUUUUUGAAUACUCCCGCUGUGGGGAUAAAAGGACAUCAGAUCUUUUGAUGGGGGAAAAAGACAAACAAUGUGUCAUUUCCUAGGGAACUCUUGAAACAAAGACCAGUAAAGGAAUAUUUUUUAUUUCUUUGAUAUCUUGCUGCUGUAAUGCUAUGCAGACAAGUGUGUUUCUUCUUUGUGUGCCAUUUUUGAAGAGAGAAAAAAUGUUUGCCAAAUACUUCAGUAUCCUUCUGGAUUUGAUUGGAACGAACUUUAUGAACAGGAUGGAGAAUGGCAUGAAUUUUGAAAUAAUGAACUUAUUCUGUGAUCAAAUUGUUCAUCUUUACCACUUUUUGUACAUCAGAAAAAUUCAAAUGGGAUUUUUAUUUUAUAACUUGAAAUUUAAAAAAAUCUUACUGUUAAACUCUUUAAAUGUUUAAGGGGAAAUGGCUUUAAGGAGUUUGAAUGGAAUUUGCCAGGUUUUUUUUUGUUUUGUUUUUUUUUG